Molecule: messenger RNA, 811 nt
Organism: Colletotrichum scovillei
Lineage: Eukaryota; Fungi; Ascomycota; Sordariomycetes; Glomerellales; Glomerellaceae
Product: alpha-acetolactate decarboxylase
Exons: 2
Coding region: 1-690 (229 amino acids)
Biological process (GO): acetoin biosynthetic process
Molecular function (GO): acetolactate decarboxylase activity
Source: RefSeq, a predicted model, not a curated record
AUGGCGGUCAACGAGAUAUUCCAGUACUCCAUCAUCUCGGCCUUGAUGGACGGCGUCGCCUCCAAGGGCCUACCGGUAUCAGACCUCAUCUCCCACGGAAACCAAGGCCUGGGAACAUUCCGCUACAUGGUCGGCGAGAUGAUCAUCCUCGACGGAAAGCUCUACCAAAUGAAGUCAGAUAACACCGUGACCCCAAUCGACACGAGCCCGGCCUCCGAUGCUGUCGCCCCAUUCGCCAUGGUCACCCGCUUCCAGCCCACAGCAACAAUCAAGGCCGCGUUCAACAACAAGAAGGAGCUCUUUGAGCACCUUUCACAAGACUUUCCUGACUCGAAAAACUUCUUCCUCGCCAUCAGGAUUGAGGUGUCUUCAAAGCCCGGCGAGAGCCUGACUGAGGUCGGCAAGCACCAGGCGUCGCACACCUUUGAGGAGCCGGUGCGGGGUACUGUCGUCGGCUUCAGGUCACCAGAGUAUACUAUGGGCAUCAGCGUCGCCGGCGAUCAUCUUCACUUCAUUACCGAGGACCGAACUCAGGGUGGGCAUAUCCUGUCUUUUGGUACGGACGGCGAGGUCAAGAUUGGUGCCGCGCAAAUUUCAAAGUGGCACGUCGAGCUGCCGACGAAUGAUCCAGAGUUCAACAAGGCUGCACUGGAGGGCGAUAAGGAGGGUAUCGCUGCCGUGGAGGGCUAGCAGCAGCCGUGGAGCAGUAUAGAAACAUUCGAUAAUAAUCCUAAUGAUUGAUAACGUCGUACCAAUAUCAUGGACAUUUUCGACGUGGUUGCAAUGCGAGGGGAGAGAAGAGAGAAGAUAC